Talaromyces atroroseus is the source of this 1998-nucleotide messenger RNA. RefSeq lists its product as hypothetical. The coding region runs from base 1 to 1998 and encodes 665 amino acids. NCBI's taxonomy places the organism in Eukaryota, Fungi, Ascomycota, Eurotiomycetes, Eurotiales, Trichocomaceae. Gene Ontology annotation, biological process: vesicle-mediated transport; intracellular protein transport. The record is from RefSeq and is a predicted model, not a curated record. The transcript has 4 exons. Gene Ontology annotation, cellular component: CORVET complex; fungal-type vacuole.
AUGGCUCCCCUCCCGGGGAACGAAGCUGAUUAUCUACGAGAAAAAACACGCCGUGAUUUGCUGGGCCUUCUCGAAGGCGUACGCGGAAAGAAGAACUUGGUCAUCAGCAAAGACCUGGCUGGUCCGGUCGGGCUGUUUGUCAAAUUCUCUGUGCUCCAGGACUACGGCGUCGAUCGCGUCUUCCUACUGGAGAAUGCCAAUGUUGACAGUUCGCAACGCAAUGUGGUGUUUCUGGUCCAUGCUGAGAAGGUAAACCAGGUGGCUACAGUUUCUGAGCAGAUCAAGAAAUUGCGCCAAACUAGUAGUUUAGAACACGACAUUUCAAUCUUCUGGGUCCCCCGGCGGACUUUCGUAAGCGAUGCACUCUUAGAAGAAGCAGGCAUCAUAGGAGAUGUAAACAUCGCCGAAUUGCCAGUCUAUUUCCUUCCAUUAGAGCAUGAUGUCUUGUCGCUCGAACUGGACGACUCCUUCGGCGAUUUAUAUUUGUAUAAAAACCCAGCAAGCGUGUAUCAUUCGGCCAAGGGGUUGAUGAAUAUCCAGCGACGCCAUGGAUACUUUCCUCGUAUCACCGGAAAGGGAGACAACGCCCGGAAGUUGGCCGAUCUCCUGGUUCGUAUGAGAAAGGAGGUUGAAGCAGAGCAGUCAUCGACUGCUGGUCCCGACUACGGCAACAUGCUUCCAAGUUCCUCCAUUGAACAGCUUAUAAUUAUCGACCGAGAGGUUGACUUUGGCACUCCGCUUUUAACACAACUCACGUACGAAGGGUUGAUUGACGAGUUUGUCGGGAUCCAAAAUAAUCAAGCGGACGUGGAUACUAGCAUUGUCGGGCCUGCCGGUCAGCCUGCUGCUGCUCCCGCGCCGUCUACUAAACCGGGAUUGAAGCGCAAGAUCCAGCUUGACUCUUCCGACCAGCUAUUCAGCCAACUGCGCGACACCAACUUUGCCAUAGUUGGUGAUAUACUGAAUAGGGUUGCCCGAAGACUAGAGUCUGAUUAUGAAACCCGGCAUUCUGCUCAAACCACGGCUGAACUCCGAGAGUUCGUGAACCGUCUGCCAGCGUACCAGCAAGAGCAUCAAAGCUUAAAGGUGCAUACCAAUUUAGCAGAAGACAUCAUGCGUCAGACACGCUCAGAUAUCUUCCGCAAAGUUCUCGAAGUUCAGCAAAGCCAUGCUGCUGGGAUAGAUUCAAGUUAUCAACACGGCAAUGUUAGCGAAUUGAUAGCUCGCAAUGUGCCACUGAAGACGGUUCUUCGCUUGCUGUGCCUCGAAUCGUGCAUGUCGGGCGGCCUCCGUGCCAAGGACCUGGAUCAUUUCAAACAAGAGAUCUUGCAGGCCUACGGUUAUCAACACCUUCUCACCUUCCGUGCUCUUGAGAAAAUGGAACUUCUCCAGCCGCGAGGUUCGGCGACGGCGAUGCUCCUCCCCGGCGCGGUGGGCGGUGUUGUCGCCGGCACAAAAACCAACUACAACUACCUGCGCAAAAACCUGCGGCUUGUGGUUGAAGAAGUCAGCGAAAAGGAGCCGAAUGACAUAUCAUACGUCUACAGCGGGUUUGCACCGCUGUCUGUACGGCUGGUACAGUGUAUCUUGCAAAAACCAUACAUGGUGUCUCUGAUCAAGGGCGGGCCGCCUGCCGCAGCAGCUCCAACGGCACAGAUCAAUACAUCCAACACGUCUUCGCCGGGCUGGAUCGGCUUUGAGGAGAUUGCCAAGUCUGCUCGUGGCUCGACGUUUAGCAUUGUGCAAAAGGGCGACGAGAGAGCAGUGCGGGCGAGACAGACAUUGAUGUCUGGGGGACAUCUGAACGGCAGCCACAAGACGGUUUAUGUCAUGUUCCUGGGCGGGAUUACAUUCACGGAAAUUGCUGCGCUGAGGUACAUCGCGUCGCAGGAAGCGGCGACGCGGAAGAUUGUCAUCUGCACCACGAGCAUCCUCAGCGGCGACCGGAUGGUGGGUGCAGCGAUUGAGGGAGGGAGCCUCCAGGCGGCCGCAAUGUAG